AUGCUCAUAGUGUGUAUUCCACUCAUAUUCGGAUUCCCAACGAAAUUCAAACAAGAUGCGUCUGAGCCAGGUAGGAUGUGUCCAAGGUGUAACAAUGCUGCUGUCGUCGGAGGAAGCUCAAGGACAUGGUUCGAGUUCUUCUGGAUCCCUUUGAUACCCUUCACCAAAUCUAGGAUAUGGAUAUGUACUAUAUGUCAAUGGGAGAUGAAGCAAGGUGAUGGACCUGAUCCUCAACCUCCUUCUCAGAAUAGAUGGGGUGGUGGGUACAGACCACCUCCACCGCCUCAACAAUCCCAUCAGCCGGGAUACGGUCAACAGCAGGUAUAG
Molecule: messenger RNA, 327 nt
Organism: Kwoniella botswanensis
Lineage: Eukaryota; Fungi; Basidiomycota; Tremellomycetes; Tremellales; Cryptococcaceae
Exons: 6
Coding region: 1-327 (108 amino acids)
Source: RefSeq, a predicted model, not a curated record